Molecule: messenger RNA, 2528 nt
Organism: Zootoca vivipara (common lizard)
Lineage: Eukaryota; Metazoa; Chordata; Lepidosauria; Squamata; Lacertidae
Gene: TSR3
Product: TSR3 ribosome maturation factor
Biological process (GO): maturation of SSU-rRNA
Molecular function (GO): rRNA small subunit aminocarboxypropyltransferase activity
Source: RefSeq, a predicted model, not a curated record
GUGCACGAGGGGAUGGGGCGGAAGCGGCAGCAGCAGCAGCAACGGCGGCAGCGGCAGCCCCGGCCGGGACCCCCCCUCGAGGCCUUCGCGGAGGCGGAGGAUGAGGAAGGCCCCGGCGGCGACUCCAGCCCCAUCUCGGGCGGGGACUCGCUCCGCGGCCACUCUUCCUCCUCCCCCGUGAAGGGCGCGGCGGCGGGGUCGUCCUCGCCGUCGCCGUCCUCGCCGUCGCCAGCUAGCGGCAGCAGCGGCCGGGGAUGCGGCGAGGUCCAGGACUCGCCUUCUCCCCCGCUGGCCAUGUGGGACUUGGGCCACUGCGACCCGCGGCGCUGCACGGGGCGGCGGCUGGCGAGGAAGGGGCUGGUGCGGACGCUGCGCCUCGGGCAGCGCUUCGGAGGCGUCAUCCUCAGCCCCGCCGCCACCCGCUUCGUCUCCCCCGCGGACAGACAAGUUGUGGCUCAGAAUGGAAUUGCGGUGAUUGACUGCUCUUGGGCGAAGCUGGAUGAGACGCCGUUUGCCAAGAUGAAGGGAAGCCAUCUCCGUCUGCUGCCCUUCCUGGUGGCUGCAAAUCCAGUGAACUAUGGCCGGCCAUGCAAACUCUCCUGUGUGGAAGCAUUUGCAGCUACUUUCUACAUUGUGGGAUUUUCUGAUCUUGCAAUAAUCCUCUUACAAAAAUUUAAAUGGGGAAAAGUGUUCCUUGAUCUGAAUAAAGACCUUCUGGAGAAAUAUGCAGCCUGUAAUUGUGAAGAGGAAGUACUGAAAGUUGAACAAGAGUUUCUGGCUCAUGCCCAAGAAAAAGAAAAAGAAGAAAUAGACCCCUUCGAUAUUGACUCUGGAAGAGAGUUUUUUAAUCCCAACAGGCCUGCCAGAGCUUCAGGAGUAACUGCUGGUGAUGAAAGUUCAGAUGAACAAACAUCUGAUGAUGAUGAUGAUGAAGAUGUGGGAAAGAGUAGCAGCUCAGAGGACCUGAAUGCAACAUGUGCUGCACACAGCAAGCCACCUUUGUGGGAGAAAACUAAAAACAAACCAAGGUUCCAAUCCUGAGCAUUCUUACAAGGAAGUAAGUCCCAUUGAACUCAGCGAUGGGGUUUGCUUUUAAAUAAAGCCCGCCUAGGAUUGGGCUUGACUGCACUCUGCUCUGGUGAGCCCAGUGGGUUAAGAGUAUAGAGAGUUGGUUGAGAACCUUCUGUCGAUAGCUGUCCCCACUUACUGCUAGCAAAUGGGACUUCACAGUCUCUCUUCUGCUGUAGUGGCCAUAUGCUGCAACUGUGGCACGCUUUUAAGUCACCAUUUCAGCUAGUUUCUACUAGAAUAUGUUGUGAUGUUGGAAGGAAAUAAACUGGGAGAGGUUCCCUGAAAGUAAUGCCUCCACCUCUCAAUUCAGUACCUCUCUUGAUACCCAAGAGAGGCUGUGGCCUGGUGGCUGGGAAUGCAGAUGCUGAAUGAGAGAAGCUCCAGCUGAGAUGGGCAAGCAUCCUGACCCUUCUUAUACUGCUGAGGGUGAAGAACACAAGGGCCCAGCUUGCUGGAGCAAGGCCAGACUCCACCCACCCACCCCUCCAGUGUAGUUUUCAACGAUGGCUCAUGAGCUGCCUCUGGGGGAUCAAUGCUGGCAAAACAAAGGUGGCUGAAAUUUGUAGUGUUACAAAAGCACCCCAAGCCCAUUGCAGCAUUUAACCUGCGUCACUUGUGCCUUGAUUUAAAAAAAAACAAACCUCACUUUUCAGGCAAGAGGAACGAUAAGGAAGCUGCACUCUAAGCUUCCUUAGGUCACCAGUGGGGGGUGGGACAGUAGCCAAUGAGAAUAUCACCAGGAUAAUGAAGCUACUGGGUCUGACACAUGCAUUUUCAACCCUUCAGUCUCAAUUGUCCAGCUAAACGGAUGCUUUGAUGUGAAGGAAGGAAAUCCUUAUAUGGCAGUGUUGAAAAGCAAACCCCUGCCCCCAAAAUGUUUAUUCAAGGGAGUGGAAUAAACACUAAUGUACCAAACUUUGGUUAGCUUGUCCUUUCAUCCCAUUAAGCCAAGCAGCCAAAUGAUGUGCUAUUGUAUGCUGGAUGCUUGAAUACAGCAGUAUGGUCACAUGGAACUAACUACCGGUGGUUUUUCAAGAUCUCACACAGAUCUUUUUUGACGCCCGCUGCCUGGAAUGACCAUGGCAUGAUAUCUCUCCCAAAGCUAUUGAAUGCCUGCAAGAAAGGUCACUCCAAAAGUGACUGGUAUAUUAAAGGAAGAAAAUGAGACAAAAAAGCUUUAUAGAAACAAGUUUUAUUUACUCUAAACAGCAACACAGACAAAACGCCAUAAACACAAAGGAAGUGAUGCAGAAUCAAGAUGCUGGCUGACUUUGGAUCUGGAGGCUUUUAAGCAACAACAACCUAAUUUUUAUUGGAUUGGUAGAAAUCAAAAAGGGGGGUGGAGGGCAUGUUUUCUUUUCUUACAGCCAAGUAGAGGCAAAAUAUACUUCUAAACAGUUUAAAGCAUGCCUGCAUCAGAAAGCAAAGAAACUAGAGAUACUAGUGAAUUUAUAGAA